This is a messenger RNA of Psammomys obesus (fat sand rat), 681 nucleotides long. Lineage: Eukaryota; Metazoa; Chordata; Mammalia; Rodentia; Muridae. The record is from the annotation of a RefSeq genome assembly.
AUGAACGAAAACUUAUUUGCCUCUUUCAUUACCCCCACAAUAAUAGGACUCCCUGUAGUCAUUUUAAUUAUUAUAUUUCCUUCAAUCCUAUUUACCCCAUCAAACCGCCUAAUUAACAAUCGCCUCUAUACUUUUCAACAAUGAGCAAUCAAAUUAAUUACAAAGCAAAUAAUAUUAAUUCAUUCCCCAAAAGGACAAACCUGAUCUCUAAUAAUUAUCUCACUAAUCACAUUUAUUGGCUCCACAAACCUUCUAGGACUUCUACCACACACAUUUACUCCAACCACCCAGCUAUCCAUAAACUUAGCUAUAGCUAUCCCUCUUUGAAUAGGGGCAGUACUAAUUGGGUUUCGACAUAAACUAAAAGCCUCAUUAGCCCACUUUCUACCUCAAGGAACACCUAUUCCACUAAUUCCUAUACUUAUUAUUAUUGAAACUAUUAGCCUUUUUAUUCAACCUAUAGCUCUAGCCGUCCGACUAACAGCCAAUAUUACUGCAGGUCACCUACUUAUACACCUCGUUGGUGGGGCCACCCUAGCACUAACAAGUAUUAGCCCACCCACUGCCUCAAUCACCUUUAUUAUCCUAAUCCUACUCACAGUACUUGAAAUUGCUGUAGCCUUAAUUCAAGCCUAUGUGUUCACCCUCCUAGUCAGCCUCUACUUACACGACAACACCUAA